CAAUUAUUAAAAUCACUAUCUUAUAUUUUUACAUGUUAGUUUCUUUAAUUUGAUUAUUGAUUAUUUAAAUCAGUAAUAACUUAAAAAGUGCAUUAUUUCGAAGUAUUUUAAUAUCUAUAAGGAAACAAAAAGUAAAGUUAUUAUCUUGAAGUCGAGUAAUUAAAUAUCUCACCUAUUGAACAUUUAACAACUACGAACAAGUAGGUUGAAGUUUAGUUUUUUGCAAUUAUUUUCUAAAAUAAAAUGAAGAUGAAAUAAAUUGUUGCGAGUGAAAUGGUACUUAUACACAAAAAGAUUGCAUUAACGUUUGGUGUGUUGGGCGUUAGCCAGUUAAGCUUUGGAGUUGUCAUUGUUAUUUGCAGUACAAUAAUUGCGGUCAAUGCUUCGAAUGUUAUUACACCCUUUUGGUGUGGCGUUCCAAUUGUAAUUGUUGGAACAUUUAGUGUUAUAUGUUGCAUAACUAGAAGCAAAUGUUUGCUUACAACAAGUUUGCUUCUCAAUUUGAUAUUAUGUGUUAUAAUGUUGAUAUCGACAUGGUUACUUGCUAAUUCACUUGAAAACUAUGUAUUGGCUAGUUCACGUUUAAAGAAUCAUUCAUGCUCUGAUAUAUCUGGUGAUUGUGAUUGUAAUGAAGAAACUUAUAAAGGAGUCAGCUGUGAUUAUAUAAAAAAUCUUGUAACUAUUUUAAAAGUUACAUUAGCUGUUAGUAUCCUUGGUUUAUUUUCAUCAUUUAUAGGUACUUCAUUAGGUUGUGCAGGUCACUGUUGUUGCCAUGCAAAUGAGCCAGUUGCGAGUGUACACAAUCAACAGGUAGUCAUAACGCAAAGAAGUGACGAAGGAUUUCCACCAGGAAUUAUAACAUAUCAACCCUACUAUAUAAAUCAAAUGCCACCUCCUUACAGUGAAGUUCAAACAAAUGAAAAGCUUUUUGAUAAUGGUGUAAACAACCAAGAUUUUAACAAUGAUCCUACCGCGCAGAUCAAUCCCGCAUAUGGAGUUUUUGCAAUGCGUUAAUAGAAAGCUAUAAAUUUAUAGCACAAAAUAUUUGUUUAAUCAAAUCUAAAAAUCUGCAGAAAUUUUGUUGCACAAAACCAUCUAUAACUACUUAUUGAGAAUUUUGUUGCACAAAACCAUCUAUAACUACUUAUUGAGAAUUUUGUUGCACAAAACCAUCUAUAACUACUUAUUGAGAAUUUUGUUGCACAAAACCAUCUAUAACUACUUAUUGAGAAUUUUGUUGCACAAAACCAUCUAUAACUACUUAUUGAGAAUUUUGUUGCACAAAACCAUCUAUAACUACUUAUUGAGAAUUUUGUUGCACAAAACCAUCUAUAACUACUUAUUGAGAAUUUUGUUGCACAAAACCAUCUAUAACUACUUAUUGAGAAUUUUGUUGCACAAAACCAUCUAUAACUACUUAUUGAGAAUUUUGUUGCACAAAACCAUCUAUAACUACUUAUUGAGAAUUUUGUUGCACAAAACCAUCUAUAACUACUUAUUGAGAAUUUUGUUGCACAAAACCAUCUAUAACUACUUAUUGAGAAUUUUGUUGCACAAAACCAUCUAUAACUACUUAUUGAGAAUUUUCAAAUGAAUUAAAACGAUCUUAAUCAGAUUGUGUUUUUGCUAAUUUAACGAUUUUGUCUUUUCAACAAACUCAAUAUAGCAAAUGAUACAUAGGCUUUUUUAUUUUGAUGAUUGGAUUUUUUAAAAGUCGAUAAAUUUAUUAUUUAUGUCACAUCGAUUGAAAAUAAGACGACAUUAAAAUAUUCAGAGAACUAACGAAUAUUUAUGUAUAAUAUUUAACGACAAUACAUUAAUUUUAUAAAAACUUUUGUAACUAAUGAAAUCAUUUAAUAUAAUUAAGUAUAAUCAUUUAACAAAAGAAUGAACAUGUAUCUUGUUGAGAAAUAAAAAAUUUGUUAACUUCUCAUCUCAGGUUUUAAACUUGCUACUAGACUGCUUGUACACUUACAAUUACGUAAAAUGCGAAAUUUUUUGUUGAAAACUAUUAUCUUAUUAGUAAUUGAUAACGUAAUCAGUUACCAAUAAAAUAAUAGUUUUAAAGGUUAUAAUCAUUACUAAACCUCAGCCAACCAACGUUUCUUUCCUCACCCAACCUUAUUCUUAUAUUGACUUUUUAUGUCUACUAAGCUUAUUUUAGUUUAUUCUUUUUUCACAAGAACAAUCUAUAUAAAGUUACUUUCAAAACACAAAGAUUUCUGCAGAUUUAAACAAGAAAUUUGUAACUAUACAAUUACAGUUUUAUUAUAUAUUAUAUUAAAACUCUGUUGUUAU
Molecule: messenger RNA, 2298 nt
Organism: Hydra vulgaris (swiftwater hydra)
Lineage: Eukaryota; Metazoa; Cnidaria; Hydrozoa; Anthoathecata; Hydridae
Cellular component (GO): membrane
Source: RefSeq, a predicted model, not a curated record